This is a messenger RNA of Bolinopsis microptera, 5588 nucleotides long. Its product is annotated as cilia- and flagella-associated protein 43-like. Bases 429 to 5309 code for a protein of 1626 amino acids. Gene Ontology annotation, cellular component: axoneme. The record is from RefSeq and is a predicted model, not a curated record. Lineage: Eukaryota; Metazoa; Ctenophora; Tentaculata; Lobata; Bolinopsidae. Gene Ontology annotation, biological process: cilium assembly. Gene Ontology annotation, molecular function: protein binding. The transcript has a single exon.
UCUGAAAUGUUUAAGCAAUUCUGAUACGAAUAACUUGAAUUAUUAAAGGGUUGCGUGUGGGUAGUUACUUCUGGGCACCCUGUAGUAUUUGUAAGUAAUGUUAUUGAUGUUAUUUGCUGUUUAUUCAUUUUCUGUUAAUUCUAUUUAUGAUCAUUAUUGUGAGGAUGAGGCUUUUUGUAUGAAUAAGCUGUACUGAAUUGAUUGCUGUCAUGAUAUUACAAUGUGUUACUAUAAUAUAAUUGAUAAUUUAUGACCAUAGAAAGGUUGUCCCACAGGAUGCAUCAGAUUCUUUAAACCAUAUUUUUAAAUCAUUUAUAUUCAAUCCAAAUUCCCAAAAGGCAAUACAGGAUACAUUUACAAAUUUUGAGAAAUUGUCAUAAUUAGGAGUAUGUUGUCAAUUAUAUUUAACAGUUUCAAUCAUUCAGGCUAUGAAUUGCUUCAACAAGCUGGACCUGGCUUGGUCUCAAGGGUAUGACGGACAAAGGUUGAAGUUCAUUGACAAGAAAACUGUCAUAUCAGUGUGUGGCUGUAUGAUGAAGUUUAUUGAUACUACCACUGGUAAGGAGAAAAGCCACCGCAGUGGAAUCAAUCCAUAUGGUGCAUUCACUGUAAAUCCAGCUUCUGAUCUUAUUGCAUACGCUGAGAAGAAGCUCAACCCUUCUAUCCAAAUUAUAACUUUUCCUGAAUUUGAACCCUCUGGUGUGCUGAAGGAUGGCUGUAUGAUGGAAUAUGUUGAUAUUGCUUUCGCUCCCACUGGAACGUACAUUCUUACUUGUUCUAGUCUACCGGAUUUUAAACUGAGCUUGUGGGAUUACAGCUCAGGCACUAUGUUAACCACUGUCAAUGUCAAAUCUCAUCCUGGUAAUUCCAUAUCCUUCAAUCCUCUUAACUGGAAACAAAUAAGUGUUACUGGCGACCAAAGCUUUCACAUAGGGAGUAUUGAAACUUCAAACGAAAAGUAUGGCAUCAAGUUGUCGACAAUUGAUUUGCCAGACCCUACAGCAGUUCUUGGACCUGUGGCAGAGCAGAAAGACAUAUACCUAAAAAAGUUUGUCCCAUCACCAAUACUGACCGCAGAGAGUGUAAAGAUUGCAUCAACUCUUAGUCCUCUGCACAAUAAAUACAAAGACAAGCUGAAGAAAGUAGCACCCGUUUCCCAUUGCUGGGCGGUAGGUAAUUGUGUUUAUGUGGGCUGUACUGACGGUCAAUUACUGCAUUAUGAUACAACAUCCUCAACAAUGUCCGUUCUUACCAAUCCACUGGCCAACAGCAAGGGCUCAUCAAACACUGAUUUGAAAAUAAAGGAAGAGGACGAAGACGAUAAGCUUGACUCUGCUCAAAAGAUCCUAGGUAAAGGUGAUCUAGAAACUAUUGAGUACUACCAAGACGGUUUAUUUGUUUGUGGUGCCAAUGGAAAGUUGAGGCUGCUUAGUCUAGAUAUUGUAUCACCCGAUGUUCUUGAUUGUUGGGAUACAAAAUCUGUCAUUUCUUCCCUGGCAUGGUCUACUGCUUAUGACAAAAUUCUAUUGGGAAGUCCUAAUGGGAUUGUAUUCUCUCUGUUUCCCUCAAACAAAAAUGCUGACUUGAACACGCUGUUUAAUGUCAAGUGUGGUCCAAUGGUUGGGGUUGACUUCGUAUCCCCAACCAACAGUCAAAUAAUCUCUUGUCGGAAGAAUGGAAUUGUUCAAGUUUGGUCUGCUGAAACUGCAGCUCAAUUAAGCAGUCUGCAGCUGGGAUCAGAGGUUGCAAGCCUGGCAUGCUGCCAAUCAUCCCGAUCUGCAUUCAUUGGAUUAAGCAGUGGGCAACUUGUUGUCCUGGAUCUAAACACUCCCGAGUCUCCCAGGAUCAUAUUUGAGGACAAGAUUCACCGUGGUUCAAUUCAACAUAUUACUUUUGACAUGAGUGGAAAACUUCUGUUUACUGGCUCCAACGAUGGACAUGUUAUCAUUCUAGAUACAAGAGCCUCAAACAAGUUCAAAUGCUUGGGACACAUUGAUAUCAAAGGAGAAGUUACUGGAAUUGCAUCACUGCAUCAAUUGAAGGUUGAGAAAGAAUGGUGUUACCUUGCUAUUUCUUCGGUCAAUGACAAAGGUUCAUUUAUAACACAUGCUAAGAUACCAGUAGAUUUGCACCUCCAGCCAAAGGAAGCAUUUGAUGAUGAUACAUUCCACAUGGAUCCUAACUUCAUCGUUCGUACUGAUGCCCAACUUGAUUUCGUAGCUUCUAGUGUUGCAAUGGUUAGCCCUCGUAACAUGGUCACUGUAGAUGCAGCCAAGAAAAAGGUCGUUGUUUUUAACUUGACUAAUGAUGGAAAGAUAGCCGUGACUGAAAAGGUCAAUGGUCAUCUCCUUAAAGGUGGUUCAGUCGUCAUUUCACCGCAUGGAAAAUGGAUCGGAUCAUUUUCAGCUGAUGGGCAAAUCAUCUUCAGGAGUGUCGAGGACGCACAAAAUAGUGUCUCUAUUCCUUGCCAUUCUCACUUUCUUGGCGGGACAUCAUUCCUAAAGUUUGCCAACGAUGGUCAACAAGUUUUGAGUUGUGGAAAAGAUGGUGUCAUCGCCCUUUGGAAAUGGAAUUAUGAUAGCCUUGUAACCGAAGAAAAAGCUAUUGUUUUAGGAGCAGUUGAUGCCUCUCGAGGACGAUAUGCAUCUCUAUUAGGUUUGAGAAAGGAGCAAGAUGCUGUCCUUCAAAAUAUGACUGCAUUGUCUGCCCUCAAGAGUCAGGACAAGACUUGGCUUGAGAAAGUUCAGGCUGGAGUCCAGGAACUCAAGGAUAAAACGUUUGAGCCACAGAUUGACGAGCUAAAGAAGAGUAUAAGUGAUUUAAGAGCUACUGUUCUUGGAAUGAUUGAAACCAACGGAAAUGUGGAUGAUAUUGAGCAGUUGAAGAGGCACGAAUUUACUUUAGAUGUCGAUGAGAGACAGCGACUCUUGAAUGAGGGAGAUGAUGAAAUAGAAAGCAUCAAAGAAAGUGUCGAGCUUGAAAACCUAGCGAUGCUCUUUUUGAAAGAACUCAUCAAGAAAGAAUGCUGGGAUGGGAUGGAGGUAGUUGGCCGCUCACUGGUCCUUUUCUCUGGUGAUCUCGAGGUAAGCAACUUUUCUAUAAAAAAACGAACGGAAGCUGAACGAGCGGAAGUAGAGCGAGUCCUGGGAGUAUAUGCUCAUGAGAAGCUGGAAGAAGAGGAAGUUGAAUUUGCUCCAAAACCAAAAGAUGACGAGGGUGAGCACGAAGAAGAGCAGGAAGUGUCUGCUUCUUUGUAUGGCAGUCACGCUAAAAAUUUUUAUGCUAAAUCAAUCCAGCAUUCUCAAUUCAACCUCCAUUCUAACCAGAGGAAGAGAGAUCAAAUAGAGCUAAUCAAACACACGAUUGUACAUCUAAAAAACACGUUCAACAAAGAAUUUGAUGAUGUUUACAUGAGUAAGAAACAGGAAAUUACUAGAGUGGCUGAACGGGUUGAUCGAAUCAAACAGAUUCUGAUAGACCUGAAAUCCGAAGACGAUGUUGUGAUCCCAGCAUUCAAGAAAAUAGAAAUACCCGAAUCUUUCCUUGUUGUUGAAGAUAGUGAGAUUAAGUUUGAGAAGUAUCUGACGCCUGAACAGCAGGCAGCUCAGGUAGAAAAGGAGCGACUUGAAGCAGAGAAGAAACGCCUCGAAGAAGCAGAUAAUGCACGAGAACGUGCUCUUAAUACCAUGAUGCACGGCAAGCUUGAAAUCCGUCCAGAAGAUGAGUUACAAAAAGAUCUGGAGAAACCCGACUUUAUGCUGGCAAAGACAGAAGCUCAGUGGUCAGAAGAGGAGCAUAAGGUUGCCAAAGAAUUUGAGAAAAAGGAAAAGCAUCUCAUGGAAGAAAGAGAAAAAUACCGAAAGGCUCUAGAGGCUGAACUUAAAAAGCUUCAGACAGCCAAUGCGGAAGGAAUGAAUUCCUUCGACGAGAAACUGAACAGACUCUUCAAGCUGAAGAUAGAGUAUCAGAAAACCCUCAACCAAGAAGAACUGAAGAUUGUGAGACUUUCCCGCUCUAUCUAUCAGCAAGAUUACUUAGAAGACUGUGACAGUGAACUGAGCAAACCACUUGAAGAGUUCAAACAACUCAAACUGAGGACUCAGGAGGAAGUGGCUGAGAUUAAACGGAGCAUUGAUAAACUCCGAGAUGAGCAUGAAAUCGUCCUUCAGGAAGACAGAGCAAUUGAAAAGCAAUUCAAGAAGGACUUUGUUGACUUGGAUGCUUUCACUCUGGAAAUGCUAGUCAAGUUAUACAAGAGAAGACCUAAAGUGGUUAAACAGAAGCCUCAGAAUAACGAGACUACAUCAAGAUCAUCAAAUCCAUUCUAUGUUAAAGUGGAAGACCCUGAUAAACUGUUCCUUGAAGCAAUGUCAGAGUUGGACUCUGAUAUCCACAAACCUGAGAUAUUGGAAAUCGACAUAUGGGAGAGGUUUAUUGAUGCCCGUCACAUUAAAGUUGAAAGUGAAUUGAAGGUCAAACAUCACAAUCAGAAGAUUCAAGAUCUGAAUGGCUUCCUUCAACGUAAGUUAGAAGAAGACGAAGUUGUGAAAACCAAGAUUGAGAAAACCUUCCAGCACCUCAACGAGCUGAGGGACAGGAAACUCAAGUUUUUGAUGAACCUCGAAAUCCAACUUUUACUUAAACAAGGUCAGGUGGAGGUUGAUCCUGGAGUAUUUUCGACCAAGUUUGAUAAUGCACUUCUCAUUCACCGAUCUGUUAUCGAGGAUCUCAACUCCCAAAUCGUUACACUUGGGGAAGGAAAAGUUUCCGCCAUGAUAGACUGCAAGGAUUAUUACAAGAACAUUCAUCUUUUAGAGUGGGAACAUGAGAAAAUGCAAAUGGAAGCGGAAGAUCUAAACUCCAAAACAAGGGACGUCCAAACCUUGAGGGUCACUAAGGAGCUUCAAGUAUUCUUGUUUGAAGAAAACAAUGCACAAAGGAUGCAAAAGGAGAUACAAACAUUAGAGAAAACUAUCAAGCUCAAUGAGAACAUGCACCAACGAAAAUCACUCGACAAAAAGAGGAUUUUAGAUCGUUUGAACAGGCUCAUUAAAGAAAAAGAACUUGAGUGUGCUAUUCUGGACGCCGAAUUGAAGGAGCUUGCAGUCUCUCUGGUCGAAAGACAGCAGAUAUCAGAGGCCUGUGUCGACGACUUGGUUCCAGCCGCAGAUCAAAGAAUGAAAGACAUCGUGGCUCGAAGGAAACUUGUGGAUCUGGCAAAGAGCCAGAGCCAGGAAGUGGCUGUGCUUAGAGCAGAGGUGGAGAGACUCAGGAUGAAAACUUUCCCUGCAUUAGUUCAGCACAACUGAGAUUUUAAUGGACUGUCAUUGGACGGAAUGAUCAAAGAUGUAUUAAAUUUAAAGUGCAAAUACUGUUAAAUUCGUAGUUCAAGUUUUGGUUUUUAGAUGCCAUCACGAUUUCUUACUAAGAUUUUUCUGGUACAAAAGUAAUAAGUGUAUCCUAUUUUGCCAUCAUGGUUAUAUUCUAGUUAUUACUUUUGUACAGUGCAUAGAUUCUAUGAUAAGUAAUAUUAUAUACAUAAUAUUUAUACUUGUGUACAUACAUAUUUAACAGAAUUUUGUCUUCAA